GAGGCUAAUUCACCACAGCUGUCCUUCAUGGUUGUCAAAGUUGGAGAAAGAAAUUUGUUUUCUGUGAGUCUUCAGGCAGCUUUUGAGCCACUGCCGCUGGUGAAAAGUGUGCAGUGAGUGUGAAAAUGUCGUCGUCUCUGGGCGUGGAGUGUCCAUCCACUCCCGAACACCUGGAUCUGCCACCGACUCCGGACAGAAAUGAUGUCCACGACUUGAACUCACCACAGGCCUCUGACCAGGAACCCGAGGAGACACCAGCUUCGCCGCCACCAAACUGCGCUAUCUGUCUUGGCCAGUGUCGCAACAAGAGCUUCACGGACUCCUGCCUGCACCAGUUCUGCUUCAAGUGUCUCCUGGAGUGGAGCAAGGUGAAAGCCGAGUGUCCGCUCUGCAAGCAGGCCUUCAAGUCCAUCAUUCACAACGUGCGCAGCAUAGAUCAGUUCGAUGAGCACCUGGUACACCCGCAGCAGUCAAUCCUGCAACGCCUGGACUUCCUGCUCUCCGAGCCGCCGCGCUUCAGAUUCAGUGCCACUCUUCAGGUGGGUCCAUCCGAGAAUGAGGCCAUCCAGCGCUUCUUCGCGCCCACCGGGAACAGAUUCGUGCAGCCCUACCGCUUCCGGCAGCUCGUCUACGCCAACCAUCUGUACGCCGAGCCACUCACGGACAUCACGGGGCGCUACCGGGAGUGCACGGCCAUGUUCUACAGAGACAAUCCGGCGCAGAUCCACCGCCUGAUGCCAUUCAUAUCGCGAGAGUCGCGCAGCCUGCUGGGCACGGAGGAGCAAGCCUCGUCGGCGGUGUCACAGAUCCUCGUCCUCCUCACGCUGCACGACAUCACAUCGCCGGGAUUCCGCAGUCGAAUACGCCACAUCUUCGGCGAGAACACGGAUCACUUCAUCCACGAGCUGUACAACUUCGCCCAGGCGCCCUACGAUCUCAUCGGCUACGACAACCACGUGCGCUACGUCGGGCGCAACGGGGCGACCAGCUCCGAGUCCCGGCGGCCGCACAACAUUCCCCUGCGACUCAGUGCGCCCUUCGAGGACGACAGCGUCCGGAUGAUGGUGCCGCCCGAGGAUGUGGCGCCGCCGCCGAUUCUGCCGCAGAGCAGCAGCCAGGCCGCGGCGCGCAACUCGGUGAUCUUCCAGUUGGGCAGGAACAUCGAGAUCAGCUCCACGUCCGCGUCGGACAGCGACGAUUGCCAGUUCGUGCUGGAGCUGAAGCCGCCUCACCUGCGAACGCCCGAGCUGGUGAGCCUCAACUCAGAGUCUGACAGCGAUGUGGUGUUCGUGGAUGAGACGCGGACGUCGCCGAAGCCCACGGCGGCGGCGGAGCCUCAGCAGGGACCGUCGGGGGACAACCCGGUGGCCUCGUCGUCCACCCAGACGCCGCUCACGACGAUGCCGCUGAUCCCGAAGCUGCGCAUCCGGGCGUUUCACACGGCCCAGGCGCGCAUCUGUCACACGGACGACUCGGAGGGCGAGGAGGUGAAGCCCUCGGGCAUUGUGCUGCAGGACGAGGGCAGCAGCGAGAGUCUGCUGGGCGCGCGCGCGAAACCAUCCACGUCGCGCCGGCGACUGAGAAAGGCGCGCACGCACAGACUGUCCUCCUCGUCAUCGGCGUCUUCGGACUCGUCCACGGAGGAGUCGUCGUCAGACUCGAGCUCCUCGUGUGACAAUCGCGUGGCGGCGCUGAAGAAGCGGAAGCACACAAUGUCCACCAGCACGUCGUCAAACUCCUCGUCGCUGGACGAGUCGAGUCACGAGGAGUUCAUGGUGACGUCGAAGACGCGGAAGAAAAAGCACUUCACGAGCUAUCGCAAGAAGCGCCCUGUCCGGAAGGAGGAGUCCAGCGACGAGGACACGCUCAGGAAGACCACGAAGGCUGGCAAGAGACGCAAGGCUGAUCGUCGGGCCUUCAAGCGCAUCAUGAGCAUGAGGAAAACAGCCCGCAAGAUUCCCGACAGCGACAACUGAAGUCCAGGCAAGUUCAUUCUGCGAAAACUCUUCACAUUUAGAGAGAGAAGAAAAAAACACAAACUCAAUCUCACGAAUGACAAUUUAUUAUACAUAGAAAAAACAAAUGGAAAUUCCGCGUGAGUGGCGCGCGUGCGUGAGCAAUAUUUUGCUACUUAAGUGAAGAAAAAAUGUUGACUUUUCUGGGAAAUUUCAUUGUAAUUGUGAAUUAAAGGACAAAAACUUGAGACGAGUUGAAUUGACAGUUUUCUUUUUGGUGGAUAAAAAUUAUAUAGAAAAGCAUUAAAACGGAAAGGAGAUUGAGAAAUAAAUUGUGCAACAUUGAUGAGAAUUCUUACAUUUUGGCGAGAAUCAAUUGCGGUGAAUCAACAAGUGAUGCAAAGCUUUCAAUUUAUCAGUUUUCCUCACAAAUAAAAUUCUCUACUUUAAUUUUAAACACACAAACAUUUUGCUGGUCAAGUGUUGAAGAUUGGAAAACCAAGUAAAGAUUUUUAAGAUGAAAUAUCAGAGGAAUUGUAGAAAUUGUAAUUUUUAGAUAAAAAAAAUAGAUUUUAAUUAAUAUAAAAAUUUAUCUUCAACAUUUGACCAAAGUUGAGAAAAGAAAAAGAAACUCUUUUGUGAGUUAUUUUAUCGAUUUUAUCCCAAAUAUUUUCAUCCAAUUUGUCUGAUAAGAGUUAGUUUAACAAAAAAAAAAUCUCCAGUUUUAUUUCACAGAGAGAUUAUUUAAUUAAGUGUAUUGUAUAAUUUCCAUUUUAAUGUAUCAAAAUAUAGUGAUUUUUAAGGGUAAAUGAUCAAUUUUUCUACUUGAUUUGAUUUCUUUCUAUGAUUUUGCUGUGUUUUUCUGUUAAAUUAGAGCUUUUUUCACCCAUUUUCUCUAACCAAAUCUAGACUUACCUUGAGAAGAAUGAUUUAA
Phlebotomus argentipes is the source of this 2889-nucleotide messenger RNA. It is a transcript of the gene Topors, whose product is annotated as E3 ubiquitin-protein ligase Topors. NCBI's taxonomy places the organism in Eukaryota, Metazoa, Arthropoda, Insecta, Diptera, Psychodidae. The record is from RefSeq and is a predicted model, not a curated record. Gene Ontology annotation, biological process: protein monoubiquitination; protein polyubiquitination. Bases 126 to 1976 code for a protein of 616 amino acids. Gene Ontology annotation, molecular function: metal ion binding; ubiquitin protein ligase activity. The transcript has 3 exons.